AUGGCCCACGGCAUGUCCGGGCACUUUGACGAGACGGGGUCCCGCGCCGCCACCGACGGCCAGGUGAGCCUGAACUCGCCGUCGCCGGCCGGCACGCGGGAGUGGAGGCACCACGUGAAGGGGCGCAUCACGCAGAAGAUCAGCAGGGGGAGCAAGAGAACGAGGAUUCGCAUGUCGAUGGGAAAGAUCGGCACGCGCUUGGACGGCCUCGUCGGCCGCCUCUGGUCAGAGGACUCCUCCAUGAAGUCCGCGCGGCGCCGCUGGUCCGAAGGGGUCGUGGACAGCAUGCGCUUCGAGAUGCUGUGCGGCAUCGUCAUCCUCGCUAACGCGAUUGCAAUAGGGUGGCGCAGGACGCACUGA
Prorocentrum cordatum is the source of this 360-nucleotide messenger RNA. Lineage: Eukaryota; Dinophyceae; Prorocentrales; Prorocentraceae. The record is from the annotation of a GenBank genome assembly.